Meloidogyne enterolobii is the source of this 1260-nucleotide messenger RNA. NCBI's taxonomy places the organism in Eukaryota, Metazoa, Nematoda, Chromadorea, Rhabditida, Meloidogynidae. The record is from the annotation of a GenBank genome assembly.
UUGGUUUAUUCACAUCGCGCAGCCAAAGAAUUUUGCAAAAUUGUCGAUCCUCAGGUAGCAUUUCGAUGGUGUGAAAGGCAGCUUGGACGUCAGACAAAAUUGGAAUAAGGCAUGUUCUCCAACGUAUGAGCAUUCCGACGAGUGUUGGUAGUAGAACAGGUCCUCUAUACAACGCUUGAUUAAGACUUGCUGCUCCGUUGGGAUGAGCACUUGCAUCCAAGACAAUUCUUAGCUUCUUUGGAUUAAUGACGGCGUGAUGAGGCAUGAAGAAUUCUUCUUUGUCGCGGCCGGUUUCUUCAAUUAUUCCUUUCUCUUCUUGGUCGCGCAGGUUUUUGUCGUAUUUGGCGAGAAGUUCAGGCGAUUGUAUUAGGCGUUUGAUGUUAGCUUGAAGGCGGCUAUAGGCCAUUGUCCAAUUUGAGUUGAUGGUAGGUCGAGGUUCCCUCCAAGGUAGACGAACUGUGUAGGUGCCAUUGGGUUUUUGACGUAUUGAUUGUUCAAAUAGUCGCAUGGCGGUGUCGUCGUCUUUCUCAGCUGGGUUCUCCUUAAUUCCAAUAGACUCGAGUGCCCAAAAAUUCUCGACGUCAUUCGGUUUAAGAAUGUCUUCUUUGUCGUCGUCGGUAAGUGCCAUAAAUGUUUUAGGCGAGUUAGUCGUCUUGAAGCAAGAUUCACCUCCUAAGACGUCUCCAAAGACGGUUUGAAUUUUGUAGAGCUUGGGGCCAAGUUGUUGAAAGCCGGUGACGAAUUUCCAGAAUUCACGAAUCCCAAUUAAUAUUGAUGGUGUUCCUUUAACUGGCUCGACGCAGUCGUUUUGUCCAAUGAAUUGGAAGGUUUCCAUUGAAGUAGAAAUUUCGUCGAUGGUGUUAAGCUGCAUCGGCUCCCAUUCGCCGUCUUGACGUUUUAGACGAAUUGAGACAAGUGGUGAGUGAACUGUCUUCGGGUUUUGAUUCGCAAAGGUGUGUAUGCGAAGUACUUCUUCAGAAAGUUUUGGCGGCUGAAGGCGAUUGACAAGUUCUUUGGCGAUGUAGCUUGUUUGGCUUCCUGAGUCGAAGAAGACCAUUGCUGGAAUUCCUUCUCUUGGACCUCCCGGGCACGAGACGUUGAUGAUAAUUGUCAUUAAAUGAGUUUUAUUGUCGUUCUGUCGUGCUGUCAAGUAAGUUGACGAGUCAGGUGCUUCUUUUAUUUCCUCUUUGACUUCUUCCGGUUCAUUUGCUUCUUUUUGAAUUUCACUGACUGGUGGUGUAGUCUCUUCCUUAACUUCUU